UGAAUACUUCCACGACAGUAUACAGAUCUCACGAUUUCAACUGUCUCAUUCUACCCUUUCAUUUCACCCUUCCCUCAAACCUAACGUCUACAUCGCCAAAGCGGCCGACUGGGCCCUUUCAAACCUCAAACUCCAACCAAAAUACAAGGCUCGCUUUACUUAUCGAUUACAUCUUUAAUAACACGUGCAUCAAGAGAGAACCAAAAACAUGUUGUUUCCUCGUGUUCAAGCCUAAUCACGUACGUUGCCCGAACGCCCACCACCCAAUGCUAAUUAAUCGUCCCUCACCCACGAACCACGACGUCAAGCGCUUUCCAACCUUUUUUCAUAUCUUUACCUCUUCUCUUUUCCCCUCGAUUACUCGACCACGCCCAUUCCAAACAACGACCUUUCUCUUUCAUUUGCAUUGGUGAGGCAGACUUUUCGGGCGCGUACUAGGUGUCAUCCACAAUUGACCUCGUGUUUUAGUCGUUUUUACGGAUUACGCCACCUUCAUAGCGAAGAAGAAAAAGAAAAAAGCGAGCUGAAGCCUCGUUUCCUAAAGGGAAUUUGCAUCAACAGACCGCGGAUAUGAGAUAUAACAACGACAACAAUACCGAAUCGGGGGUCUACUAUGUCGUCCCUGAACGAAACGGUAAACCCGGUAGUAAACGAAUUGUUCGAAGACCCCGAGCACCUCUUACUUCAGUCCCCCUCGACGAUGACUUUGACGCGAUCACGCGUACGACGAUGUAUACAGGCAAGGGAAGAUAUUCCUGGGUGCCCACGCAAUCACCGCUCGACGACGAAUUUGAUGCGGUCACGUAUACGAAUACGAACACGAACUUCGAGAAGAUUGAUGAGGUAGAUGAGGAGCUUUUGGAAGAAGUCGAGGACACUGAGGGUGGAAGGGAUACUGUGAACGGCGGCAGGAUGAGAAGGGAAGAGGAGGAAGACGAGCGGGACGACGAGAACACGCCGAGGCGCGUUGAACAGGCUGAAGAUAACCGACAAAAAGAUGUUUUCCACCGCUACCGACGAGCAUCAACAUCUCGAGUGGACGAUUAUGGCGGAUACCGUCGUCAGCGUAGCGUUUCACGCGCCGAACCUCGCGUUACCCCAUCUCCCAAUACCCAGAACGGCCGCUAUCACCCUCGACCCUGCGAUGACUUUGCUUCGCGUUACAUUCCCUCACGCGAACGAACGCCACGUUCGGGUCCUCUCAAUGGAAAUACAGAACCUUCUCAGCUUGUACGAAGUGCUUCUCGUCGUUCUUCCAACCGAAACCAGCCCAACUCCCAACAUCAACAUCAACCCCAAGAACAAACUCAGAAUGGCCACACCCGAGGAGCUGUAUAUCGUUCUGAGGAGAUUAUUCGCAAUCACCGUACUAACCCCGAUGAUUAUCACCAACGCACCCCCUCCGUGACGCGAAGACGAAGAGAUAGCGGACUUAGUGGUCGAUCUAGGUCUAGAUCAAGAUCAAGAGCUCGAACGACCAAACUUCAUACGAAAGCCGUAACCACAACUAAUCCCAAUCCUCACCUUCGUCCUCCCGCUCGUCAACAAUCAUACGAGGUCGUCAAAAGCCGUGUUCUUGAAGACACUCCAGAGAAAACUGUAACAAUUUCGACCUGGAGAGAGAGAGUUGCUGAAGCGAAUGGAGCUGAAACGGGGGGAGGAGGAGGCAGAGGCAACGGGGAAGAGGAGACGAGGAUGAGCGUGUAUUAUGUUGAUGCAGAUGAUUAUCCUAUUGAAGAUCGCAAUGGGAGGGUUAUCGAACUUGAGCAGAGGGUUUAUGAGGAAGGUGGAAACGGCGGAACGGUGGAAUGGAUGGGGUCGAAGUCGCCGAGGAUUGCAAAAAGGAAGCUGGGCAACGGCGAGAGUAGAAAAGGGAAGGAACAGGAACAGUUGCUAGUUCAGCGUGAUAAGGACGUCCGAGAUCGCGCCCUCACCGCUUGGCCAUCCAUGAGUGAGCUCGGAGAUAUCGACGAAGAACUCCAAGAAGACGAAGACGACGCUGAAGACGAACACAAAAAGUUAACCCACCGUCGUUCUCAAUCUCUUCCUACCAACUUUCAUUGGCGAGAUCCAGACGAACUUGACCCGAAUCCUGACAGAUCGGGAAACUUUACCCAUCCCCGAACUUCCACUCCUAUUCGAGGUCCAUCCUCCUUCGAAAACAACCCACCGAAAUCCGUAUCGCUACUACCAACUCGUUCCAAUGGCUCGACCAUUAGCAGUAUUCGUAGUUUGCGACUCGCUACACCUAGGCCGAGCUCUAGUACUCAGCCUUCCUCCAUACACCCCCCUCCUCAAGGCCCUCAGCGCUCGGUAACAGAAAUCCUCGCCUCCUGUAAGCCCUCGCUUGCCCAUCUCGAACGGAUUCUGCACGAACUAGGCAUGCGGACGGAGGAUCAUUUUAAAGCCGUAGCAAAGAUGAGCGAGGCUACGAGAGAUAGGGAGAUCAAGCGGAUAGCAGUUGAGAAAGGCGUGACGGUGCUGGAAUGGGCGAUGUUGAUUGACAAGAUGCAAAGUUUGUAGUCCCCUCCUCCCCAUCCUUGUUUUCGUUUUAUCGAACGGAUAGUUGUAUGUAUUUCAAACUCUUGUUGUGUACCCUGUUGUAAUCGUGUAUUGUAUAUCGUGUAGUGGGUGUCUGUAUUGGAUAUUGAAAGCUAUUCGAGCAUGAUUCUGAUAGCAACGAUUUGUUCUAGCUAGCCCAAGCGCAAUUUACGUAGUGAC
Marasmius oreades (fairy-ring Marasmius) is the source of this 2721-nucleotide messenger RNA. RefSeq lists its product as uncharacterized. The record is from RefSeq and is a predicted model, not a curated record. Bases 571 to 2523 code for a protein of 650 amino acids. NCBI's taxonomy places the organism in Eukaryota, Fungi, Basidiomycota, Agaricomycetes, Agaricales, Marasmiaceae. The transcript is spliced from 4 exons.